GCGGCCCUCGGUCCCUGCGCGGCCUCGGCGGCCUCGGCGGCGGGCGGCGGCGGCGGCCCCUUUAAACCGCCCGCCCCCCGCCCGCGCCCGCGCCCCCGCGCCCCGCGCCCCGCGCCCCCGCCUCCGGGCCCCGCGCCCCGCGCCCCGCGCCCCCGCGCGCCCGGCCUCCGCCGCCGCCGGCCCGGACAUGGCCGCCAACAUGUACAGGGUCGGAGACUACGUCUAUUUCGAGAACUCCUCCAGCAACCCGUACCUGAUCCGCAGGAUUGAGGAACUCAACAAGACGGCCAACGGGAACGUGGAGGCCAAGGUGGUGUGUUUCUACCGCAGACGAGACAUCUCCAGCACCCUCAUCGCUCUGGCCGACAAGCACGCCACCCUGUCAGUCUGCUACAAGACCGGACCGGGGGCCGACAACGGUGAGGAAGGAGAGCUCGAGGAGGAGAUGGAGAAUCCGGAGAUGGUGGACCUGCCCGAGAAGCUGAAGCACCAGCUGCGGCACCGUGAGCUGUUCCUGUCCCGGCAGCUGGAGUCGCUGCCCGCCACUCACAUCAGAGGGAAGUGCAGCGUCACCCUGCUCAACGAGACCGAGUCCCUCAAGUCCUACCUGGAGCGGGAGGAUUUCUUCUUCUAUUCUCUAGUCUACGACCCCCAGCAGAAGACCCUGCUGGCCGAUAAGGGAGAGAUCCGCGUGGGAAACCGGUACCAGGCGGACAUCACCGACCUGCUGAAGGAAGGUGAGGAGGACGGCCGUGACCAGUCCAGGCUGGAGACCAAGGUGUGGGAGGCACACAACCCGCUCAUAGACAAGCAGAUUGACCAGUUCCUGGUUGUGGCCCGCUCUGUGGGCACCUUCGCGCGAGCGCUGGACUGCAGCAGCUCCGUCCGGCAGCCCAGCCUGCACAUGAGCGCCGCAGCCGCCUCUCGGGACAUCACUUUGUUCCACGCCAUGGACACGCUGCACAAGAGCGUGUACGACGUCGCCAAGGCCAUCUCGGCGCUGGUGCCUCAGGGCGGGCCCGUGCUCUGCCGGGACGAGAUGGAGGAGUGGUCCGCCUCCGAGGCCAGCCUGUUCGAGGAGGCCUUGGAGAAGUACGGGAAGGACUUCACAGACAUCCAGCAAGACUUUCUGCCCUGGAAGUCCCUCACCAGCAUCAUCGAGUACUACUACAUGUGGAAGACCACGGACAGAUACGUGCAGCAGAAACGCUUGAAAGCAGCCGAGGCGGAGAGCAAGCUGAAGCAAGUCUAUAUCCCCAACUAUAACAAGCCAAACCCGAACCAGAUCAGCGCCAAUAACGUCAAGGCAGGCGUGGUGAACGGCGCGGGGGCGCCGGGCCAGAGCCCUGGGGCCGGCCGAGCCUGUGAGAGCUGCUACACCGCCCAGUCUUACCAGUGGUAUUCUUGGGGUCCCCCUAACAUGCAGUGUCGCCUCUGCGCGUCUUGCUGGACGUACUGGAAGAAGUACGGUGGCUUGAAAAUGCCAACCCGGUUAGAUGGAGAGAGGCCGGGACCAAACCGCAGUAACAUGAGCCCCCACGGCAUCCCAGCCCGGAGCAGCGGGAGCCCCAAGUUUGCCAUGAAGACCAGACAGGCCUUCUACCUGCACACCACCAAGCUCACGCGCAUCGCCCGGCGCCUGUGCCGAGAGAUCCUGCGCCCGUGGCACGCCGCCCGCCACCCCUACGUGCCCAUCAACAGUGCGGCUAUCAAGGCCGAGUGCACGGCCCGGCUGCCCGAAGCCUCCCAGAGCCCGCUGGUGCUGAAGCAGGCCGUGCGGAAGCCCCUGGAAGCCGUGCUGCGGUAUCUCGAGACCCAUCCCCGCCCCCCCAAGCCCGACCCUGUGAAGAGCGUAUCCGGUGUGCUUGGCGGUUUGACCCCUGCCAAGUCGGCCCCCGUCAUCAACAACGGCUCCCCCACCAUCCUGGGCAAGAGGAGCUACGAGCAGCACAACGGCGUGGACGGCAGCAUGAAGAAGCGUCUCUUGAUGCCCAGUAGGGGUAAGGCCUGGGGCGGCCGCGGGCGUGGGCGCCGUGCAAGCCCCCAGGCGGUGCCUGCGUGUGCUGUGCUCUCGCAUGCAUGGUGCACGGCGGGCGGCUCGGGGCCCGCUCACGGGGCAGUCCACGCGGGCCGGGCCGCUCCCCCCGCUCCCGCGUCACUGGGCAGGGGACCCUCGCAGGCCCCCACGUGCCACGUCCUUCCCUGGGGCCUCCGGCUCACGGGUCGCCCCCGCCCUCCCGGUGCCCGGUCAGUGGACUGUCCGUGCUCGGGUAGCCCCGGCGCCCCCGCCUGCCUGUACUGUCCGCCGUCGUGCUGUGACUGCCCGCAUGCCGUCAGCCUCCGCUCCCGUGGCUGCCCGUGCUGUGCCUCCAGCCCUCCUACGCGCCCUGCCUGGGGUGAGGGGGGCUUCGGGACGCUGGCCUCUCCGGUGGGGGCAGAUAGGCCCGUGCUGUGGGCAUGGUCCGGGCCACGGCCCUGCAGGGGUGGGGCUCCCAGGGGAAGGGACCGAGGCUGGCUGAGAGGGCACGGGCAGCAGGUGCCCCGGUGCCACGGCCACGCAUCCAGGGUGUCCACACGUCCAGGCGUGUCCACAGUCGCCCCCUGCAGCGGCUCAGGGUCUUGCUUUGCUUUCUCAGCUGGGCAAGGGGCACCCAUGGGCUCUGGGGCUGCUCCAGAGGGAGGUGGUGGCUGUGGGGGGCCUGUGGGUCCCAGUGGUUCUGGCUGCCCUAGGGUCAGCCAGCAGCCGGACCCAUGAGGGAGGCAGGCAGGGGAAGCAGGCCGGAGGGAAGGACGGGGGGAAUGCACUCGUGGCCCCUGGUGGCCCCUGGUGACGGGAGGCUCAGGGGCCCGGGUGGGCACUCCGACAGCACGGGCCAGCGAGCAUGGACGUGCCCAGAGUCCCCAGCCCCCAUGGUGGCGGGCCAGGCACAGGGACCUGGAAAUGGCAGCAGGCAGCAGCCGUCCAGCCUGGCCUUGCUCCGGGCCCGCCCACUCUUCUCUUGGCUGUCCGCCGCGCCCCCCAGCCCUCCUGCCGGGGCCUGCCUCCUGCCCUGUCUCAGCAGUGGGGCCGGCCUGCUCGCCAGCCCUCUGGGCAGACGCCCCGCGGACCCCCAUCACGUCUGGCCGAAGCGGAAGCCCGUGCUUGCACCGCUUGUGGGCUUGGAGCUUGUUUUGUAAAAAGCCGUUAACCCGUGUGGUGAACGGGGUUAAUUUAUUAACCUUGAUUUCUUCAGUUUAUCCCAGUUGGUGUGUUUCUCCACUUCAGCCCUAGCAUGCGGGUCCCCAGGCUGUCGGGGCGCCCACCCCCCGCCCAGGGGCUCGGGGGCCACGCACACGAGCCCGGCACAGGGGAGGCCACAGCCGGCCCCCUGGGUCACCACAGGGCAGGCGUGAGCUGAGCUCUGGGCCGGGGCCGCACCCUUGGGGCACUCGUUCACUAACCGGGCCCCGCCGGCACGUCUGCUCCUCAGCCCAUGGCCCGUGGCCGUGCGUGAGCUCACGGUCUCCCACUAACCGUGUCUUUUCUUCCCUCCGCGCCCGGCGCUCUGAUAGGCACUUACCUGGGUAAGUAGCACCGGGCCGGGGGGCUGCAGGCCUGGUGCGGCGGCCCUCCCUCUGCCCUGCCCCCGGGCGCCCCCAGCUAGCAGGUGGUUUGCGGGGGGCUGGACAGCUGCUCCCCAAGACAAAGACGUUGGCCGAGAAGUGUGUCUGGGGAGAGCUAGUCCCGGCAGGACAGGCUCGCGUGCUUCCACGGCACGUUCCUGUGCUGGGUGAACACUCCCGCGCGUGCGCUCACUGCUGCCGGUAGAGGAGGGGCGGCCGUGGCGGCCCUGGGGUCGCCGGGCCAGGGUCUGGGGGCAUGUGAACCACGACCUAGGACAGGGCCUUCUCGGUGAGGGGCCACUGGCACAGGCUUGCAGCUCCAGGCCCAACCCAUAGGGUGGAGGCAUCUGGCCUGGUCUCUUCUAGAAGCUUCCGUUCACUUCUCCAAGGCAGCUAGCCCCAGGGUCAGUGAGGGACGCUUGGAUGCCCUUGGGAGAAAGCCACGCAUGGCCUGGCCUGUUGGGGUCUGUGCAGCUUGUCUGAGCAGGGGCCACCUUGCAGGGGGCUUCUGACACCACGGUGUUCACAGCCGGGCUUGGCGUUGCUUGGCUACUCCGUAAACCCGGCUUCGUCUGUCUCGCGCAGUCGAGGGCGGGCGGCCUGCGUGCUAGGGAGCGGGCUGUCAGGCCUGAGACUCCGGGCCUCCUGCCUCGAGCCCACGGCGGUACCUGUCCUCCAGGCUGGGCCAGAGCUGGUCCUUGGAGCCCCAGCAGCUGUGGGGUCAGCUGGGGGCUGCUUGGACUGGGCCAGGGCCAGGGCAGGCCGAG
Molecule: messenger RNA, 4370 nt
Organism: Mustela erminea (ermine)
Lineage: Eukaryota; Metazoa; Chordata; Mammalia; Carnivora; Mustelidae
Gene: MTA1
Product: metastasis associated 1
Exons: 18
Coding region: 188-2755 (855 amino acids)
Biological process (GO): double-strand break repair; response to ionizing radiation; negative regulation of transcription by RNA polymerase II
Cellular component (GO): nucleoplasm; NuRD complex
Molecular function (GO): sequence-specific DNA binding; histone deacetylase binding; transcription coactivator activity
Source: RefSeq, a predicted model, not a curated record